Trypanosoma brucei brucei TREU927 is the source of this 651-nucleotide messenger RNA. RefSeq names its product Ras-related GTP-binding protein. The record is from RefSeq and is a predicted model, not a curated record. NCBI's taxonomy places the organism in Eukaryota, Euglenozoa, Kinetoplastea, Trypanosomatida, Trypanosomatidae. Bases 1 to 651 code for a protein of 216 amino acids. The transcript has a single exon. Gene Ontology annotation, molecular function: GTP binding; GTPase activity.
AUGCCAUCUCAUACCACUUCCGAUGGCUCGCCAACUACCGGAGGUGAUAAGUCUGGCCCCCGGAUUAAGAUUGUUUCUCUUGGAUCUGUUGGUGUCGGGAAAAGCUGCCUCAUCAAGCAGUACUGUGAGGGUCGGUUUGUGUCAAAGUACAUACCUACCAUUGGAAUCGACUAUGGUGUAAAGCGCGUUGAUGUAAGGGUGCCAGCGCAUUUAGCACCAUCGGGAAAAAUUUCUACUCGCGUGAACUUCUGGGACAUGUCAGGAUGCGAGGAGUACCUGGAGAUUCGCAACGAAUUCUAUAGGGCAACAGAGGGCGUGCUGUUGGUUUACGACGUAACCGACGCCGAAAGUUUUUUCGCACUCAACCAGUGGGUGAAGGAGAUGGAAGCUCACGUGAACACAAAGGGAAAUGACACGUACGUCGCCCGGGUGGAUGCGUCCGUACCCUGCAAGGUUGUGGUAUGCGCAAAUAAAAUAGACGAGGUGUCGGAAGGAGGCGGUAGAAAGAAACGGGCUGUGAGUAGUGAGACUGGGCGGCAGUGGGCGAAGGAGCAUGAUUACAAGUACUUCGAGACGAGUGCCUGCACGGGUGCCGGAGUGGAGGAGGCACUCGAGACACUCUUCAAGGAUGUGGUGGCAGCUUUCUUUUAA